AUGCUCAUAACCCCUAAAAGCAGCACGGUCAUAGCUCCCACACUUGUACCCACAGCACAUGUACCAAGGCAGAUAGAAACAACAGUAACUAACAUCCAGAAGUUCCCAAGCUCAGAAAUCACCAAAACGUCAACCCCGUAUCCACUGACAAUUACAGCAGCUUUGACAUCUAUUACAGCAUCAGCGAAAACAACUAGGCUUCCCCCUACUCCAGUGGGAAACACCUCUGCUCCUCCCGAAAGCACAGCCCUCGCGUUCGCUAACAUGACAGCAGCUCCUCCCCUCGAGUGCCGGCUCUCCUGGAACGUGAUGGUGAAAACAGUUCUGUUUCUGAACACAAGGAGGAUGCUGAUCAGCAAUUCCUUCAAAGAGAGUGUGAGAAGAGGACUCAACCAGGUGCUGAGACAAGCUUUCAACCAGAAUGUCAGUGCUCAGGUUGAAAUCCUGGAGCAAGCGAAUAACUUAACAGUUGGUUACUACGUUACCCAGGGGAGACUGGUUUUUAUGCCAGCCGCUGUAACUGAAAGGCUUCUUGCAUACGGUGUUAGCAACGCCACAGCAGACAUGAAGCAGCAUGUGCCACAUCUGCAUUCCGUGGUGGCCCUGGCCUUGCCCUGGAAGCCCCUUCCAGCCUACCACUUCCAGCUGAAGACGGAGCUGCAGUUUGUGAGUCAAACAGACAAUAUACAGUCAUGCAAAUUUGUUCAGACCAUGGAGCAACGGUUACAGAGAGCAUUUCAGGAUGCUGAGAGAAAGGUCUUAAACACCAGCAGCAACUUAACAGUUCAGAUUUUGAACACCUCCAAUGUCUCCCAAGCUGUCACUCUGUUUUAUGUAGUGAACAAUCAAAGCACAACUCUAAAUGGCACUAUUUCUAGCAACCUUCUUAAUCAGCUGUCAGCUGAGCUGGUGGGUUUCUACCUAACCUACCCACCUCUCACCAUUGCAGAGUCUUUGGAAUAUCCAAACCUUGAUGUCUCAGAGUCAACUAGAGACUACUGGGUGAUAACAGUUAUUCAAGGGGUUGAUAUUGCACUGCUGGGACUGAACAAUCAGAGCUUUGCAAGACUGAUGGAGCAGCGUUUGGCUCCUCUGUUUAUGAUGUCCCAUCAGCAAGGAAGACGUUUCAAACGUGCCACUACUGUGGGCAGUUACACCGUGCAGAUGGUAAAAAUCCAGCGUAUUCCAGGACCCAAGGAGCCAGCUGAGCUGACAUACUAUACCUUAUACAACGGGAAACCUUUGCUGGGGACUGCAGCUGCCAAAAUUCUGAGUACUGUUGACUCCCAGCGCAUGGCCUUGACACUGGGUUAUGUUAUUCAAGUUCAAGCUGAUCCUGUGGUGAAGAACCCCCCAAACAACCUGUGGAUCAUUGCAGCAGUGCUGGCUCCCAUUGCUGUGGUUACAGUUAUCAUCAUCAUCAUCACAGCGGUUCUGUGCAGAAAGAACAAGAACGACUUCAAACCAGACACCAUGAUGAACCUGCCUCAGAGAGCAAAACCUGUCCAAGGCUUUGACUAUGCCAAGCAACACUUAGGUCAGCAAGGAGCUGAAGAUGAGGUUUUACCUGUAACUCAGGAGACCGUUGUACUCCCGCUUCCAGUUAGAGAUGCUCCUGCCUCCCAAGAGAGAGAAAUUACUCAGGAUGGGAGUACCAUCAAAACUGCCAAAUCCAAUGAAACAAGGAAAAGCCGGUCCCCAAGUCAGAACGGCUCCAUCAUCAGCAAUGGGUCGGGGAAGCCCAGCUCUGAGCGGAGCUCCCUCCAGAAAGUAAUGGCACCGCAGAAAGUGGCAAAAGAGGAAGGAAGGAAAAGAAAUGUGCCCAUAAGUGAUGAAGAGGAAGGAGGCAUUCUCUUUGAUAACGUUGCCAAAUCUGCCAUUGACCCCUUCGACACCUCUUCGGGAUCGGUGCAGUUGAUAGCAAUCAAACCUGUGGCUCUACCUGCGGUUCAGGCUGCAUCAGACAGGAGCCAGGAAUCUGCCAUCAUUAAUGGAGAGGUGAACAAGGCUUUGAAGCAGAAGUCCGAUAUAGAACAUUACCGCAACAAACUGCGCUUGAAAGCCAAGAGGAAGGGGUACUAUGAUUUCCCACAGGUUGAUAAUAACAAGGGGCUGACAGACAGAAAAAGGAUGUAUGAAAAAAACCAGAAAGAACUUGACCACAUUUUGGAUCCAGAUGCAGAUGUCUCGUCCCCGUUUGCUGAGCCAAAGAACAGGCAACCACUGAAGAACUCUGUAUACAGAAGCAGGCAGUCUUUGAACAGUCCUAGCCCAGGAGAAACUGAGAUGGAUCUUCUUGUGACUCGAGAAAGACCUAGGCGGGGAAUCCGUAACAGCGGAUAUGACACCGAGCCUGAAAUUAUAGAAGAAACUAAUGUCGACCGUGUCAACGAGCCUCGGGGCUAUGCCAGGUCCCGUCAGGCCAAGGGCCACUCGGAGACCUCGACUUUAAGUUCUCAGCCCUCCAUCGAUGAGGUUCGGCAGCAGAUGCACAUGCUCCUGGAAGAGGCUUUCAGUCUGGCCUCUGCAGGCCAUGGAGGACAGAGCAGGCAGGAGGCUUACAGCUCCACACCGCACUUGCCCUACUCCGAGGUUGUGACCAGUGCGCCUGGUACCAUGACCCGGCCUAGAGCAGGGGUACAGUGGGUACCCACAUACAGACCAGAAGUGUAUCAGUACAGUUUACCAAGACCAGCUUACAGAUUUUCUCAGCUUCCUGAGAUGGUGAUGGGUUCUCCUCCACCACCUGUCCCUCCCAGAACAGGUCCUGUGGCUGUUGCAUCUCUCAGGAGGUCUACAUCCGAUAUUGGCAGCAAAGUGAGAAUACCUGAGUCCAGUGGGGCAGAUCAGGCCCAGCAUCACGAUCAGGCAUCUUUCGCACCGGGUUCAAGAGCUCCGAUGUCUGUUGGUCCACUUGAUCAGGCAGCUUUUCACUCAGGAAAUACCGUCCCAGCAGUGUUUGCCAUACCAGCAGCAAACCGACCUGGCUUCACAGGCUAUUUUAUCCCAACACCACCCACCGCAUACAGGAACCAAGCCUGGAUGCCCUAUGCUGGAGAGAAUGAAUUACCAGGGCAGUGGGCAGACUCAGUUCCACUUCCUGGAUACAUUGAGGCUUAUCCGAGGCCCCGCUACCAACAUAACUCUCCUUCCCGACUGCCUCGGCAGUACAGCCAGCAAGCAAGCAUGCAUCCCAGCCUGGAGCAAGCUCCUUUGCCAUCCACUGCAGCUUCCCAGCAAAGCCUGACGGAAAAUGACCCAUCUGAUGCUCCUCUUACCAACAUUUCUACAGCUGCCCUUGUAAAGGCAAUAAGAGAAGAAGUUGCUAAACUGGCCAAGAAGCAAACAGAUAUGUUUGAGUUCCAGGUCUAA
This is a messenger RNA of Nestor notabilis (Kea), 3372 nucleotides long. Its product is annotated as KIAA1549-like ortholog. The transcript is spliced from 19 exons. The record is from RefSeq and is a predicted model, not a curated record. The coding region runs from base 1 to 3372 and encodes 1123 amino acids. Lineage: Eukaryota; Metazoa; Chordata; Aves; Psittaciformes; Psittacidae.